AUGUCUCCUACGAACGAGUAUGAAUAUGAAGAUGAAGCAACAAUCGAUGCGAAACUUAUUUGUUCAAUAUGUUUAAGUCCAUUUAUCAAACCAACAAUAACCAUAUGUAACCAUAUUUUUUGCCGAAACUGUAUUGAGAUAUGGUUCAAGAAAAGUUUAACAUGCCCGUUAUGUCGUGAAGUAUUAACAACUAAACAUAUCAAAUCUGUUCGUGCGCAAGCGUUUCUCGAUAAACUUGAUGAUAUAGAAGUGAAAUGUCUUAUAUGUGAACAAAACGGAAUCAAACGACGAGAUUUUCAAUAUCACCGAGAGAAAUUCUGUUUAAAAGAAAAGCAUACACAUUCACUCGACGAAGCAAUACAUCAAUGGGAAAAUUUACAGUCGGAUCAUCAAAGUCGUAUACCAUUUAAGUCGUUUUAUUCGCGUCGACGACGACUUGCGAAUGUUAUCAGUCAAUAUCCUCUGGAAUCUACAGUAACUCUGCGUAAUUAUCAACUCACCGAUGCUGAUAUGUCCGCUGUUGUUCACUACGCAGUAAAAAAGCGACAAUGUCGAAUACUUGACUUGGGAGUGAAUCAAAUUGGUUCCUACGGUAUUAUUGAUCUUGCCGAUAGUUUAGAGAGAAAUCAACGGUUGAAAUUGCUUUCUCUUUAUCAGAAUUCGAUCUGUGACAAAAGUAUGAAACAUCUCGCACAUAAACUGGCAACGAAACAUUCGUAUUUGAAAUGGUUGGAUUUAGAAUCAACUAAUUUAAAUGAUCAUUCGGCAGAAUAUUUAGCUAAUAUGCUUGCGAAGAAUACAUCCAUCACUGGCUUAUGGUUAUCGAAUAAUCAUAUCGGUUAUGAUGGUGUGCUGAAGUUAACUUCGGUAUUGAUGUCGUCGAAUAAAACGUUGAAAUAUUUGGAUUUAGAAAACAAUCCAUCGAUUGAUGACUCAUGUUUGGAAUGUUUAGAAAACAUGUUGAGACAGAAUCGAACGUUGAAAACAGUUUAUUUAAAUCGAUGUCAAUUGUCCACGACAAGUAAAAAAAGACUGCGGGACGUAGCGAACUCCUUACCAAACUUUCGUCUAUUUCUAUAA
Messenger RNA from Adineta ricciae, 1080 nucleotides. Lineage: Eukaryota; Metazoa; Rotifera; Eurotatoria; Adinetida; Adinetidae. The record is from the annotation of a GenBank genome assembly.